Messenger RNA from Procambarus clarkii (red swamp crayfish), 495 nucleotides. RefSeq names its product ribosomal protein S20 (gene RpS20). Gene Ontology annotation, biological process: translation. Gene Ontology annotation, molecular function: structural constituent of ribosome. Gene Ontology annotation, cellular component: ribosome; cytosolic small ribosomal subunit. The record is from RefSeq and is a predicted model, not a curated record. Lineage: Eukaryota; Metazoa; Arthropoda; Malacostraca; Decapoda; Cambaridae.
GGGAGGAGCUUGUGUUGGUCUUUACCAAGCUGAGAGCGACCCAGCAACAUAACUCCGGUUCAGCGCUGAUUUUAUCCAAUUAUCUCGACCGGAAAACCAGCAGGAUGGCUUCAAUGUACGAUAAAGGUGACAUGAAGGGGGGGAUGAUGGAUGAUGGAGCCCCCAUCCAUCGCAUCCGCAUCACACUCACGUCCAGCAAUGUCAAAUCACUUGAGAAAGUGUGCUCCGAGCUAGUGCGAGGAGCAAAGGACAAGCAGCUGAAGGUGAAGGGGCCAGUGCGCAUGCCAACCAAAACACUGCGAAUCACCACUCGUAAAACCCCCUGUGGAGAGGGUUCCAAGACCUGGGACCGUUUUCAGAUGAGAAUACACAAGCGUGUUAUUGAUCUGCACUCCCCUUCAGAAGUGGUGAAACAGAUUACCAGCAUCAGCAUUGAGCCCGAUGUGGAUGUUGAAGUCACCAUUGCAGAGUAAAGCCGAUUAAAGAGUCGUACAA